AUGGCAUCUGAGCGUAAACAUGUACAAAUACAUCGAAAUUCAGGUAAAGGUCGUGGUUUACCAAGGAAAGAUGACGAUGGUGAUGGUUAUACAUGGGGUGUAUUUGGUUCAGAAUUAUUUGAAGAAUAUAAUGAGGAAUUAGAUGAUGAAGAUUUAGCUAAUUUACGAUAUAAAGAAGCUAAAGCUAAACUUCUUGCUAAAUCAUCAAAAUCAUCAUUAGAAACAAAAUUUAGUAAAUUAGAAUUAAUUGAAAGUAUGGAUAAAAAUGUUAAACCAUUAAUUGAUGAAUAUUUUGUUAAUAGUGAUGGAAAUGAUGUUGCACAAUCAUUAAGAAAAUUUGAUAUUAAACAACAUGGUGAUGAAUUAAUUGUUUAUAUUGUUACAAGAACAUUAGAAAAAUCUAAUGUUCAUAAAGAAUUAAUAUCAUGUUUAUUACAUGAUCUUAAUGGUAUUAUAUUACGUCCAAAUGAUUAUAUUAAUGGAUUUAAUUCAUUAUUAGAAUCAUUAUAUGAUUUAUCAUUUCAUACUCCAGAAUAUUCAACUGAUAUUGAUAAAAAAAAUUUGAUUUAUUGUAAACUUAUUGCUCGUUCUAUUCCCGAUAAAUGUAUUGACAAUACCAAUAGAAAAUAUUUUCUUCAAUAUAAAGGAAAUGUUAAAUGUUCAAAAAUGCAAGCAGCACUUGAUAAAGCUGAAACAUUUGUAUUAAUUGGAGAUUUUUAUUUUCCUAAUAAUGUUUGGAAUGCUCAAUCAAAUGGUUUUCGACCUGUACGAGAAUUAGCUGAUAGAAUGAAUAUAAUUAUUCAUGAAUAUUAUGAUAGUGGAGAUGUUGAUGAAAUAAUUCAUUAUUUAAAAGAAUAA
Messenger RNA from Rotaria sordida, 858 nucleotides. The record is from the annotation of a GenBank genome assembly. Lineage: Eukaryota; Metazoa; Rotifera; Eurotatoria; Philodinida; Philodinidae.